Podarcis lilfordi (Lilford's wall lizard) is the source of this 18196-nucleotide messenger RNA. Lineage: Eukaryota; Metazoa; Chordata; Lepidosauria; Squamata; Lacertidae. The record is from the annotation of a GenBank genome assembly.
GAUUAAUUCAUACCAUUUGAGUUUUGGUCAAGACCAGGUCCUCAGCAAUCUAUUGUGAGGUUCAGAAAGUUUCUUUUCUUGUAACACUUCAUGUCAAUGUUUGCCAGAAAGCAAGAGAGAAGGAACUGAAUGAGAGCCAAGCAGGCAGCAAUACUCAAGGGUUUGGAUCCUUGUUGCCAAUCUUAACAUGUCUAAAAAAAGCAAUGCCACUCAGGCAGGUAAGUGAAGGGCCGCUGGGUAGAGGGAGCCUAAAAUAAUUUGAUAAAGAGCCUCUGGAUGGAAGAUUGCAUUUUGAAUUAAUAAAGGAAGCAAUAACAAGUAAGGAUGGAUGAAUAUGUCAGUUUUGUUUUCUCUCUUUUACUAAUUCAGUUCUCCACAUUUCUGCUGCAAACUGCAACAAGUCUCAUGAAAAUUAGUCAGUAUUUUAGUGUGUAUUUCUGCUGAAACACAGAUUCUUGAAUGCAGUUUUGACUAAUAUGUGCAUUUUUGCAAUUUAUAUUCUCUAAUAUAUUGUAUUUUAUUAUAAUUGCCUCUCUGGAUAAAAAGCAGGAUAUAAAUGUAAUAAAUAUAACUUUUUUAAAAAAAAGGUAUUUUCCACCGAUGUAUGCAUUUUUAUGAACACUUUCCCCUAAUAUAUGCAUUUUGGUACACAUUGCUUGGUCAGAAAACUCCAUCACAACAUUCAGAGAAGUGCGAAUUUUGAAGGAUAAUUGAGUUUCAGUUCCCAUACUGGUUUAAGAAGAACAAAUCAGGUAGUUUCUCACUCAAAUGCAAACAAAAUUGGAUUUCCCUCCCAUCCUUAAUAUCAAGCUAGCAAGAAAAAAUAUUAAACUGGGAGUAGGUUUGUUGUCUUGCCUUGUCAUGGAGAAUGCCUUCUAGUCAGCAGGACUCAUCUUCUGUGUUGUGUUCAGAGUAUAAUUAUAGAAGCAUCUGUACACAUGGAGCAAACUGAAGCAAUUUCACAAGGGUGUAAAAUCAUGCUGAAAGGAAGAGAAAAUGUGGUAUCUUACUAUGAGUUUAUAACAGAAACAGUAACAUCAGUUGCAGAAGUUUGAUUGGUAUAUUUUUGCUGAAUUCUGCCUCUCUACUAAUUUAAAUUAAGGGCCAGCCAAAGUGGAAGUAGGUUCAGAGAUUGUGACUGUAAGAAGCAACAGGGUUGUGCAGAAUAAUACCACUGGCCCAGCGGAGAUUGUCAUCUGUGAUGGAAAGAUAGCUGAUAUUCUUCCAAAGAGAAACUGGGCCAGACCCAGUGGAGAAAAGGUAUGAACUCAUUUAACACUUUAAUUUUUUGUGGAUUUCUAUACUAGCGUUCAGGAUCUGUUUCUAGCAUGUUUCACAAAUAAAACAGUAAAAGUAAAUAAAAAUGCAAUCCCAUACAAAAGCAGCAUAAAAUACAGAUAGAGGACCAAAAUUCUUUUAAAAGCCUGGGAGAAUAAAAUAUAACUGUGUAGGUGCUAGGCGUCUCCAUGGGUAUCCUGGCUCCCCACAUUUGAACUUGAAUUGAUAUAAUGGCUGAAAGUUUUGGAAAUUUUAUUAAUGAAGUCAGUAAAGUAUCCCAACAUGGGUCUACAGUUUACAAGCAGGUAAAGCAUCACAGUGGACAUGACUAGGAUUAGCUAAAUAUUAUUGUUAUAGAAAGUCUUGACCAUUGUAUGUGGAAAUGAGCAUGCAAAUAUAUUUUAUAAACAGGUUCAAUUUCCAAUAUAUUCUGAAGUAUUUAAAAUGUCAACAGUGCUGAAAGUUCAGCAUUUAAUAGCGCUGACAUUUUGAAGCACGGUUUUAUAUGCAUAAACCUCCCGGAAUGUUUCAUUGUUAAUCUGUGCUGAUGAAAAAUUCUAAGACAGCUCAAGGUUACACUGAUCCCUUUCUUAACUGUGGUUCUAAAUGAAUAGCUACUGCUCUAAAGAGUGACACGCGACAUCUUUCAUAUCUGUUACAUCUUUCCUACACAUUACAGUUUUCACAGACGAUGACAACAACAUACAAGUGCAAUUAGGGGGUCCUGUGUAGUAUUGCACAGUGGUGGAGUUAGAUGGAAGUGAUUUCAAUUAAAAUCCCACUUUAGCCAUGAAUCUUAAUGGGUGACUUUGGGCCAUUCAUAAUCUCUCAAGCCCAGGGUCCGCUGCAAGACUCUUGUGAAAAUUUAACUGGAAGAAAACAUGUAUGCCACCCUGAGUUUCUUGGAAGAACAGUGGGAUACAAAUAAUAUAAAUAGUAACAUUAAAAUUGUAUUUAUAAAAAAGAAUAGAGAGAGACUGACCUGACUUGCAGGGAUAUGAGUCAGGAAAGCAAUAAAUAUAUUGUCAUGAAAUGCAAUAUGAAAUGUAUAUAAAUCACAGAAGCAACAGCCAAGAAACAGCAAAAUCCAACAAGCAUAAAACAAAACGCAAAACAGAUCGGGUAUAAGACAUGCUGGAAUGUCUGGGCAAAUAAAAAAAACAGUUUUCAGCUGGCACUGUAAAAUGAUGAAGAUUGGUCCCAGGUAAGCUUCUUUGGAGAGGGCAUUCUGUACAUGAGGCACUAUUACUGAGAAAGCCCUCUCCCUAGUCGUUAUCCUCUUAACCUGAGAUGGUAAGGGAACCUGAAGAAGGGCCUCUUAUGAUGAAUUAUUUGUUCAGGCAGCAUCAUGCAUUAGUAACCAACUUCAGAUAACCAAGCCUCAAGCUAUUUUAUGAACGAGAAAGGAAAAUAUAUUCUAGGGCAUGGUAUUAGGAGAGCUUUAUGAGGGAGCUUGUGAAAGUGAACUAUCCCAACACAAAACAUCACAUCCCUGGGGGCUAAUUCUCCACUCAGUUACACUAGUUUCACGCCAUCAUGAUUCCAUUGACUUCACUGUAACUGAGUAGAGAACUAGACCCUAUGGUCAUAAUGCCAGUGCGGAGCAUUGAACCAAAUUCACCGUGAAUGCAUUGGAUAGGGGCCAGGGUAAAGUGUUCUCUCUUUUUUUAUGUGGUUUUCCUUCUGGGUUAAACUUUUAGUUGCCUGACCAGUGACCUUUAGCCAGUGCCUGUUGCUGAUCACAGCACACUCCACAUUACCUCGACUAAUAAUUAACGCAACUUGCUCUGUGAAUUGUCCAUGAGCUGCGCAUGAUAUUCUCUCACUUCUUGGUUCAUAGGGUAGAUUUUGGCAGAAAAGCUAUUGGUUCUCUUUCUGUCCAUGUAAAUCAUCUGUGUCAGAUAUGGCCAGUUGCUGGAACAUAAGAAGACCCUUAAUGGAGCAGAACAAAGGCCUAUCAAAUCCAGUAUCCUGUUUUCAGGAAACCCACAAGCAGGAUAUGAGCGCAAUGGCCAUUUCCCAUUACAGUGGUACCUCGGGUUACAGACGCUUCAGGUUACAGACUCUGCUAACUCAGAAAUAGUACCUUAGGUUAAGAACUUUGCUUCAGGAUGAGAACAGAAAUCACGUGGCGGUGGCAUGGUGGCAGCGGGAGGCCCCAUUAGCUAAAGUGGUGCCUCAGGUUAAGAACAGUUUCAAGUUAAGAACGGACCUCCAGAACUAAUUAAGUUCUUAACCUGAGGUACCACUGUACUGUUACCCAGAAACUGGUUUCCUGAAGCAAUCUCCCUUUGCCCCUGGAGGUAGUGCGCAGUCAUCACAAUAAGCAGUAAUUGACAGGCUACUCCUCGAUUAAUUUCCCUAAUUCUCUUUUAAAGCUAUCCAAGUUGGUGGCCAUCACCACAUCCUGCAGCAGGAAAUUCCAUAUUUUGGGAAAUUCCAUAUGAACUGUGUUGAAUUGCUAUUACAAGAUGAGACUAUGGCUCUGCAUUGCCUGCUACAGGGGCCAUUAUGAAUGAGAAAACUUAUUCUAGAUACAACCUUAGCUGAACUUGGAUGGCCUUGUGGCAGUUAUCCAUGGUCUAGUAAUCUACCAGCUAGACUAUUGUACUGCAUUAUAUGUGGGGCUGCCUUCAAAGAUGGUCCAGAAACUGCAGCUGACCCCAAACAAGGCAACAAGAUGGUUAGUGAGGAUUGGAAGAAAUCAGCGUAUUAUGACACUGGCUAUGUCAUCUUCACUGGCUUCCAGUCCAUUUCCAGGCCCCAAUCAAUGUGCUGGUAGGAGGGACUGUGAUAGUGAUUUAAAAAUGAAACAAAAAAUGAAACAGAGAACAGUAGUAUUUUUAAAAAUUAAUAGAAAAUACUGAAUAGGAGUACAAUGGUACCUUGGGUUACAUAUGCUUCAGGUUACAGACUCCGCUAACCCAGAAAUAGUACCUCCGGUUAAGAACUUUGCCUCAGGAUGAAAACAGAAAUCGUGCUGUGGCAGCGUGGCAGCAGCAGGAGGCCCCAUUAGCUAAAGUGGUGCUUCAGGUUAAGAACAGUUUUGGGUUAAGAACGGAUCUCCGGAAUGAAUUAAGUACUUAACCCGAGGUACCACUGUACAGUAAAUACUAGAUGUGGUCAAUGUUUAUUAGAUCCUUGUCCUUCCUUGUUACAGUCUGGACUUCAAAGAUAGUGAAUACUCUUCUGAGAGAGAGUUUGGUUCCUGCUGCCCUUAGAAAGGUAGGAAUUAGAUCUCAACUGGAGGGGAAAACUAGAUUGGAAACUUCUCCAAGUAGCCUCUCAACCUGAGUCAGUCUUGAUAUUUCUGCCUCUGUCCCUUUAAAUCUGAGACCUCUUUUGUACAUUAAUGCAGGGUGAGUCCUGUAAAAGAGGCCCCAUAGAUACAGAGUACACAUGUUCCACAAGGCCUCUUUUAAAAGACUCACCCUGUACAAUCUAAAUAAAUGUUUGUGUCUUAAAGCAUCUUAAGAGAAUGAAAAAUGACUGGAGAUGAAAAGAGAGACAAGCCUUCCUAAUUAGGAAUGCCAUCAGAUGCAACAUAACUUCUGAAAGUCAAUGUAUUUCCAAAAAGAAGGGAAAAGACAAAACAAUGGCUAUGCCUGAAUUCAUCCACUCGUGCAAAGCAGCUAAUGAAGCAUACUGUACUCCUUCUUUAAGGAGCUGCAAGACUAUUAAUUGCUUCCAAGUAACUUGAAUCUAACUUUCUCUUAGGAAAUUUGAGAAAUGGUUGAGCUCUCAAUGCACAUGCAAGGAAGAUGAGUGUCUGAUGAAUAAUGGUUUGCGACAAAGAUGCAAGUGUUUUGUUUCGUUGUUUUUUAAAAAAAAUACAAUUCCUGGCAUGUUGAAAUUAUGACAGAUCUCUUACUGGAUGAGUGUUCUAAUAAGGUAGAGUGAGCAGGAAGCCUAGCAAGAAGUCCAAAUGAUCAAAUCAAUUAUGAAGCAUUCUUAGAAAUCUCAACUGUUGUGGGCCACAAUCCAGCAGAGAAUGAAUGGUUUUAAGAGCUCUUUUAGUCUGCAAUGGAUUGUGGCUGUGAGUUUUUAAAGUGUUCCUCCAAGCUUUCUAUAGCGUUCCAAAAAGCAAAACACUAAACUGUGUUUUGAAUUAAAAUCCAGAGUUUUUAACAAGGAACCUGCACAGGUUACAAGCAUUCUAUGGACCAUACUCAUGAUGAAGGCAACUUUAGAAUGUUCUGCAAUUAACCUGCAAUUAACCUUCUGCCUACAGAUCUUAGAUGUUGGAGACCUCGUGGUCAUGCCUGGAAUAAUUGACCCUCAUGUGCAUAUAUAUGAGCCUGGACAGCCAGCUGGUGAAGGAUUUACAUCUGUGACUCAGGCCGCAGCUGCAGGAGGCAUCACCACUGUUGUUGACAUGCCCUUGUACGUUACCAGAGAGCUGGAGGGAGGGAAUAAAGGGAGAGAAUAAGGACUUUCCCAUUUUAAUGCAGAAUUCACAAUGAGAUUUCCCAGGUCAACUCAUAUAAAUUACAAUGUAAGAGUUUAUAUGUCUCUUCCUAAUAUGAUCUAAUCCCUCAUCCCAUUGUAGGCCCUUGGCUCAAAUCCUAAGACUUUCCUGAGGGUCGCUUGACCCUCAGGAAUUGCUUUCCAAGGGGUUCAGGAUGAGUUGAGAAUCUGUGUGUGUGAUGUGUGUUUUUCCAAGCAAGUUUUUAAUAAACAUUUCCCCAAUAGGAGACUAAAGAGGUAAAGAAGGGGCAGGGAAUUAUGCAUAACUGAGCAUUCUUGUGCUUGCACUGCAUCUAGUAAAAGCCACUGUCUUUGUUGCUUUUUAUUUAUUUUCUUGUAGUAUUAUUAUUCUGCCUUCCAUCCCACAUGGAAACCAAGCGGUUCUCUGUAUCAUCACAUUAACUUUCUUUGCACACCCAUGUGCUCAGGCCUGUCUUACAGAUUCCUAGCACCUGUAGAAAAAGAACGCUUUGGGUGGAAGGCAACAGCUGGAGCAGCUUCUGCAGGGCAGGAUUUCUGAAACACCAUAUAUAGUCCUGCAGUGUCACCUACUGGUCAUAUUCAGAUACUGUAACCAAGAGUGAAUUCCCAUGCUCAAUUUCCACACCAGAAAUCCAUGGUUGGUUGGUUGGUUGGUUUUCCUUUUUGAGGCCCCACCAAAUGUCUAGACAUAAUUAUACCACACAAACAAAACACACACACGGGACGCGGGUGGCGCUGUGGGUAAAACCACAGUGCCUAGGACUUGCUGAUCGUAAGGUCGGCGGUUCGAAUCCCCCUGACAGGGUGAGCUCCCGUUGCUCGGUCCCAGCUCCUGCCAAGCUAGCAGUUCGAAAGCACCCCAAAGUGCAAGUAGAUAAAUAGGGGCCGCUCUCCAGCAGGAAGGUAAAUGGCGUUUCCGUGUACUGCGCUGGUUCGCCAGAAGCGGCUUAGUCACGCUGGCCACGUGACCCGGAAGCUGUCUGCGGACAAGCGCCGGCUCCCGGCCUCUUGAGCGAGAUGAGCGCGCAACCCUAGAGUCAGUCACGACUGGACCUGAUGGUCAGGGGUACCUUUACCUUUAAAUGUCUAGACAUAAUUAUACUACACAAACAAAACACACACACACCAACAGCCCUGAGUGUGGUGGUCGUAGUUACUGAUUUAUUUAUCAAAUGCAUAGCCUGCCUUUCCUGAUCAUUUGAAGUGGUUCACUAUAGGAGAAAAAUACCAGACCUAUCACUCCAGAACUGGAGAUACUGAUGUUCAAAUCCCCACUCAGCCAUUACACACACUGGGCAACACUGAGCCAGUGUCUGUCUCUCAGCCUCACCUACUUCACAGGUUGCUUGUUGAAUGCUGGAAUGUAUAGUAUUUUGAGCCCUUUGCUAAAAGAAAGCCAUGAUAGAAAUAUUAUUUAUUAAAUCAAUCAAUAAAUAAACAUUUAUGCCUGGUGCAAGCUCAUAUGGGAAUAGGGAAAUCCAUCAUCUUUGGCAUGUAAAUAGGAUCCAGUGGCAGAAAUUCAAGUGGCUACCACAACCUAACAGAGGCAAAUUUAAACUAAGGUAGUGUUUUUGUUGGAAUCAGUUUGCACACGGUUGGUACUGCUUUGGUUACAUCAGGAGCCACACUUGAAGAAUGAGGUCACUAGUAUAGAGGAUGUAUUAAAGCUGUGUUACAGAUUGGCAGCCAGACUGGGCUAGAAAUGAGCCUGGACAGUGGACACAGUUUAGUUGCCUUCUAGGUAGGAAUGGUUCUACAAUUAGGCAGAAUGAGGCAACUGAUUGCGUUUCUUAUAAAAGGGCAGGGAAUGAGGAGACAUGCUGAGACUUCUUGUUUCAGCUGCCAUCUGCUCCCUGACUUUGAUUAUGGUGGUAGUGGUGGUGGAGGAGGAAGACAGGUAUCAUUUGCUGCUCUUAGGCAGCAAAAUGUGCUCGGCCAGCCUUGUUUCCAAGUAACAUUUUACUUCAUCCCCUUAACUCAGGUUCUCCAGUCCUCCAACCACAACCUUGUAUGCCCUUGAGAAAAAGCUCCAGUCUGCCAAGGGAAAGUGCCAUAUUGAUGUUGCAUUUUGGGGUGGCAUCAUUCCUGGAAAUCAGGUUUGUAUCCAGCAAUGAAAUGGCAUCAGCUCUCUUGUGUCUUAUGUACUUUGGAGGGGGGCCAUGAAGGCAAGAGAAAUAGAGAGGGCUGCAGAAAUGAAAGUGUUCCUUUAGAUAGCAUGAUCCAUUAAAAGUAAGAGGCUGCAAAUGGAUGGAGGAUUCUGCCAUAUUUUUAGUUAUACUAGGGUUGCUAUAUUUCAAAAAGUGAAAAUCUGGCCAGAAACGUUUUUGAGCUUUUCAGCAAUUUCCAUCCAGACACGAUUUCCGAUGACCGAUUGCCAGCUAUGUCCAGGAAAUUCCGUACAUAUGGCAACCCUAAGUUACACUGCACCCUAUGCAAGAGCUCUGGAAACAGUACAAUACAGUACACAGUUUUGAAAAUAAGAGAUGUGGCUUGAAAUAAAUCACUUGGCUUGAAAUCCCAGUUCUAAUUCCAUAUGUGUAUGAACGAAUUGCAGCAAAUUGUUGGAAGUGGGAAAUGAACUCUGCUCAUCCUCAUAGGGGUACGUGAAAAUUUAGAUUCAGUUUGCAUUUAAAUUGAAAACUCAAUUGAAGCUGAAUAUGUGCAGAAAUUACAAGAGGGCAGAACUUAAUUCACAACUCAGCCAUUCUUCUGCUUUCUUCAUAUUAUUAGCAAACUUUCCAAGUGCUUGUCCUUGUGCUAUCUCUUAGGCUGAGCUCCUACCAAUGCUGAAGGCUGGGGUUCCUGGAUUUCAGUGCUUCCUAAUGGCCACUGGUGUGGAGGACUUUUCCCAUGUUUGUCUACAUGAUAUACAUGUGGCAAUGAAUGAACUGCAAGACACAGACUGUGUGCUCCUGGUAAGGAGCUGAAUUCCUACUCUUUUACUCGCUAGCACCUUUGACAUUAAGUACCUGUUUUCCAUUUCUCUACUCUCUUCCAGCGAAGCUCCAGUAUGGAUGGUAACAUUUCACACUUUCUCUCCUUGGGCAUUACUUAUUUUUAAUUUUUUAUGUAUAUUUUAUUAGCGAAUUGAAUUAUUGUACAUACUUUUCCCCAGUAGGUUAUUCAGGUACUAUAAAUGACACAAAAAAGAUGAAUAAAGAUUAGUACAAUAAUUAAAAGAAUUUACUAAUGUCCACAUAUUAAUAAAAUUAAGCAAUGCCCCUUCAUAAUAAACCAUUAAUUAAUAUUAAAUAUACCAAAUUAAAAUUUAAUUGUGGUAUAUAAAUUCAUGAUCUGCACAUAUUUUAAAGGUGUGAGAACAACUUCCCUAAUUCCUUUCUUUUAUUCUUAUGUGUAUAAGCUAAUUCUUAUUUUACAAAUUGAAUUACCAAAUCCCAACUUCUUAUAACCUGCUUCUAUUUUUUUCCAUCUUUAAUCGUUGUGGUUUUCACUUCUUUGGAUUAUUUAUACCUGCACUUUCCAUCUCAAAAGAGACACUUAAGGUGGCAUACAUUCUUCAGCAAACACAGAAAAAUCCGCUCUUGGAAAACUGGCAUCCAACAUCCCACAAAAGAUUCAAGGGAGAAAAGAACCAGGACCCACCUUUUAGCUAACGUGUAGUAUACUGCUAUAGACUAUAUUAGCCCGAGUACCUGGAUUCUAGGGCAAUAAGCAGUUUCACUGUUAAAUUAGAGCAACUCCCUUCUCAGCACUGAGUACUAGAAUGAAAAGGUGCUGUUAUGAUUUGAUAUAUCACAAUAGUGUUUUGUUUUUUAAAAAACAACAGGCAGUCUUCCCUGCUUUAAAUUAAGCACUCUUGGUGACAUUUAGCUUUCAUAGGCUUGUCUGAAACCAGACCACUGGGAUGGGGUGGGGGUGAGAAGGAAGAAGAUGUAUUUUUAAUCUUUGUUGGAAGCCGCCCAGAGUGGCUGGGGAAACCCAGCCAGAUGGGCAGGGUACAAAUAAUAAAUUGUUGCUGCUGCUGUUGUUGUUGUUGUCACAUUGUUAUAUCUUCCUGUAUAAAUUUUUUAUAUAAAGUUAAACUUUCCCCCCCUGUUUGGGACUCUCUACACAGUUCCAUCCAGAACAGGAGCCAAGUCACUCCCUGCCUGUCCAAGAGGGUAUGUAUUAUGCUAACCAGUACCUUUACUUUUACCCCACCACAUAUGUCUGCCAGGAGACAUGGGAGCAUUUCCCCUCUUCAUCACAGGACCAUGGUCAUCCCUUUGUGUUCUUCUGAAUGGAAGUGUUUGCUCAGCUUAGAAUUUGUUUUGCACCAACAAAGAAAUAGAUAAUAGAGACCAUCCAUAGGGCAAAUAAAGGAGAGUAGAUAAGAGAGGAGACAGCAAGGAGUCUGGAGCAGCCCUGGGCAGUGAACUGUCUGAAGAAAAAUACCUGAAGAUUUCAGAAUGGCCUCCCUCUGAUGACAUAGGAGGGAGGGAGAUUUCAGUUGCACAAGAAAUGGGCACAGUCUUUCUAGGAUGUGAAAGGAGCUGGGAACCGUUCCCCUAAGGACCUUAAGUGCAUUUUAAUAUACUAAAACACUAGAAAUAAUCUUGCUAGAACCCACUUGGUAGGGGCACCGGUAUUAAAUGUGUGCAUCUUUAUAUUUUUCUCUCCCUUUCCCCAAACAGACACCAUGGAGUACAGCACUUUAUUGGACACACGCCCUUAUACCAUGGAGGUGGAGGCCACCAUCACCAUUGCUGAACUGUGUCUCCAGUAUAAGUGAGUGUUUCUUUCUGUUAAGCUGGAAAUGAGAGAGCAUGCUAAGGACAUAAAAAAGCCCUGCCGUAUUACACCAAAAUCCCAUCUAGUUCAGCAUAUUGUUCUCCCAAUGGCCAACUAGAUGCCUAUGGGAACCCACAAGCAAGACCUGUGUGCAAAAGCUCUCUCCUGGCAUGUGCUUCCCAGCAACUGGUACCAUACUCCAACUGCCCCAAAAAUACCAGGAUCGUCACAAACACCCUUAAGCAACCACGUCCCGAAUUCCCAAGGGUCCUUCCCUUCUGUACUGGAAGUUCAGACCGUGCGUCCCUCUGGGACAUUUCUUAGAUCUAUGCCUCCCACUCCCUUCCUUCUCUCCUGACUCAAUAUGGCCCCACUUCCUCUUUAUAUGAAAACAAGAUCCGGGUCACUUGAGGGCCCCUAAUAAAGUUUUUCACUGUUUCUUUGCUCCUCGGUCAGCUGGUCUCUCAUAAAGAAACUGAUGAAAGGGAGCUAAGCGGGCGAGGCCUUCCACAAGGUCACUGUCCACAUGGUUACGAGGGGUGCCAAGAGGUCACAAGCGCUGAAGAGCAGCUGUUACAGUCACUUGGCUCUGGUUUGCUUCGUUCAGCCUCUGCAUCUGAGUCCCUGCCCCAGCCUCUGAGGAGAAGGCAGGGUGGGGGGCACUGAUGUAGAAUAUGUCCCUAUUAUCAUCUGAUGGAUGUUGGAGGGCAUGUGGUAUUCAGAGGCAUACCACCUCCAACAAUAAUCAUAUGCUUUUAACUUUACAGGAUACCAUGCCACAUCGUUAAUCUCUCCUCUGCUCAAGCCUUGCCCAUUAUCAAGGAUGCUCGUCAGAAGGGAGCACCAAUUACGAUAGAAACUGCACACCACUACCUCAGCCUGGCAUCUGAAUGCAUUCCUCCAGGAGGCAUCUACUACAAAUGCUGCCCUCCUAUCAGGGACAAAAACAACCAGGUAAGAGCUAUGGAAAAUGGAAGUGGGCCAAUCAAAUGGCAAAAAAUAAAAAGAUAAAAUAAAAAUAAAGUGAUGGCAGAGAGAGGACAUAUGAAGUAAGAUCUGAGUACUAUUAAAAAGAAAUGCUUGAUAAUGUCUGCAAUAAUUCAGUAAGAAGAAUAAGAUAAGACAGGAACUUUAUAUGAUCAACAGACUCCACUCAUGUUGAAAUUAUAGGUUGUUCUGGUUGAACAAAGUAUGACAGGUUAUUAAAAUGGCAUUCAGAAAAGAGUGAGUACACAUACACACAUACACACAAUCUUAUGCAGUUGACUCCUAUAGAUAAUACACAGAUCCAAACGAUUGUCUAGAGACAUAUCAAUGCAAUGUUCAACUACUUCAAUCCAUCAUAUACAUUAUGAGAAACAAAAAGACAAUAAAAACAAAUAAAAUAUGUUAAAAUUGACAGUGCAAAGUGCAUUUGUGUCACAUCCAGACAUGUUCAAAGAAAUGGUAGUUUAGUGCUUAAUGUAAGUUCAUUGUUCUCUAAGGACCGGUUUAACGAACUCAGCUUAAUAAACCAUGCUUGAGCACAAGAAUCAGCCUAUAUGCUACCUCCUUGUCCCUCUCUUCUUCCCAUGAUGCUCUGGCUUCAGUGCUUCCAUCAUGGUUAAUUCAAACCACAGUUUCCUGUUACAUCUUAACUAGGAAACUAUCAUGUAAUCUCAGACUACAAAUACCAGGAUAAGAUGUUGGUUUUGCAUCCUAUUUGGUAAGUUGAGGUAAAACAGAUGUAACUGGAAAUUUUGGUUUAAAAUAGCCGUAAUAAAAACACUGGAUCCAGGCAAGGGGAGGGAAGGGCCAAACACAUGGGUGUAUUCUCAGUUUAAUAAACUAUGGCUUAUUGGCCCUAAUAAUUUGCCCGAAGUACGAGGCAGGCCUUCCUAAAGAAAUAAGGGCACUAGAAAGCAAAAAUGUCAGUUCCUGCACAAUACAUAAUACAAGUGAAUUAAGUGUUAUUGUGGUUCUUUAUUGGGCCAGGUUGCAAAAUCCAGGAGUGGAAUCAUUGCAAAGCAAUGCUCCUGUUCCCAGUUCCUUAAAACAUUCCAGAAGGACUUGGUGGUGGUGGUGGUGAAGAAGAAGAAUCAGCAUGGCCAGAAGAAUCAGCAUGGCCACACUAUCCUUAUCUGUUUCUAAAUGCGGAUCUUUAGUCAAAGAAAUUUCCUUUCCAUUCUAAGGAGAGCUAACUUUCAGUGGCAGCUCUGUCACUGUUGCUUUGGUCGGUCUAUUUUUGAGUUGAAAGCUGAUCCUGGAUCUUUGGUACAAACUGCAUUACCUCUGUAUGCAUCAAUAGAUUAAUGCAGGGGUCACCAAUGUGUUGCUUGUGGGCACACAUAUGCCCACAGAGGCCUUUCCUGGUGCCUACGGGGUCCCCUUUCCCGCUCCACUGAAAUUAGUGUUGAAAGAAGCAUGCUCCUGUCGCUAGUAGAACAGGUUGUGAAGUGUGCUUGGCUGUGGUGCCCACAGCUGUGUAUCCAGUUUGCAAAUGUGCCACUGGCUCCAAAAAGGGAUGUGACCCUUCCUUGAUCAUUCAAUGGCUUCACCUUACUAAAGAGAACUACAAAAGUAUUUCCUUGGCAUAAACUCUUACUCUCAUGUCUCCAGGAGCAGCUUUGGGCAGCUUUGGAAGUGGGAGAGAUAGACAUGGUUGUCUCAGCCCAUACUCCUUGCUCCCGAGACUUGAAAGAUUUGAACAAUGGAGACUUCCUCAAGGCCCCAGCAGGGAUUGCUUCACUACAGUUUGGUAAUGUGUUUAUGAGCUAUUUUAUAUAUGCUGUUCUUUUUCUUAUCUUCAUCCAAUGAGCAUGUACUGCUAAGAAUGGAAAGGAUGCUAUCCCCAUAUCAUCUCAAGAAUAUACUACACUGACAGGCAGUAUCUCUCCAGAAUAUGGGUCCUCAGAGGUCUUUCCCAUUACCUGCUAACUGGAGGUGUCUGGAAUUAAAACAGUAACCUUCAGGGCACAAAGCAUGUGAUCCACCAUUGAACUAUGGCCCUUCCCAAAGCAUGACCUGUCAUCCUGUUGUUCCAGGUGCCCUUAGUGUCCUCAAGCUAAGCCAACCAAUACCCCAUUCAAAAUGCCCCAUUUCAUUUAAAUUACAAAUACUUUAGUUUUUCACUAUGUAAAUUAAAGUAAUUUCAUAGAAUCAUUCAAUCAUAGAAUCAUAGAGUUGGAAGAGGCCACAAGGGCCAUCGAGUCCAACCCCCUGCCAAGCAGGAAACACCAUCAGAGCACUUCUGACAUAUGGUUGUCAAGCCUCUGCUUAAAGACCUCCAAAGAAGGAGACUCCACCACACUCCUUGGCAGCAAAUUCCACUGUCGAACAGCUCUUACUGUCAGGAAGUUCUUCCUAAUGUUUAGGUGGAAUCUUCUUUCUUGUAGUUUGGAUCCAUUGCUCCGUGUCCGCUUCUCUGGAGCAGCAGAAAACAACCUUUCUCCCUCCUCUAUUUAAAUUUGUUUUAAAAAGCAUGUUCAAUAAAGCAAAGACGGGAUCCCAAGCAUAGUUACUUCAAAAUAAGUUCCAUUGAAUGCAGAAUAAUUUUCUUUUGGGUAGGUUAUGGCUUUCAGACAAAGAAAUCUUAAUUGAUCAGAUCACUUUUCAUAGAGUAGCCAAUUCAUUGAUUAAAUUUGCAUAUGUUUACAUACAAAAAUUCUGAAGAAAAUAGCAUGAAUUUACUUCCCUGGUGCUCCCCGCCCCCAAUACAAUCACACAAUAGUGUGUGCGAUUCAAUGUGUUUAUGUUUGAAUGAGUGUGAAUGAAUGUCAGUGAAUGUGUUUAUGGGUGACCCAACAUAUUGCCACAUGUGUCCCUCGCAGGAAAGGACUGCUCACCCCUGGUAUAGAACUUUACCAAAUGUUCAAGUCUUCUCUUUGAGUGGCAUCAAGUGAUAUACUUUAAGAAGAAACCAGGGAAGAACAAUCUUCUGAACAAUAAAUUCCUCUACUAAUUGUGACUGGAAAAUUCAUAGGUCUCCCUCUCUUCUGGACUUCUGCAAAAUCCAGAGGGUUCUCCUUCCAUGACCUAGUGCAACUGAUGUGCAAAAAUCCUGCCAUUCUGAGCAGGCUGGAAGACCGUAAAGGAUCACUUGGCCCUGGGAUGGAUGCAGACCUGGUGAUCUGGAAUCCAGAAAAGGAGUUUGAGGUAAGGAUGGGAGAGGAUAUAGGUCAUUUUUAAAAUUUUGUGAAUCACCUUGGGAGUCUGAUAUAGAGCCAAAAACAGGAUAUAGCAAAUCUAAUAAAAUAAAGAGUUAUAACAAACAAAGCCCUUACAGAAAACAGUGAAGUGACCUAAUACCAAGUGAAGAAUUAAAUGUGCCAGUUUUAUGAGACAGAAGUCCAAAGUGUAGUUGUUGUUCUUUGGAUUUCUUAUCCUUACUUCACCAUAAGGUCCCAGGUAAGAUAAAACAAUAUAAAAAUAAAAUGUUAAAAUCAGUUAAAACACUUUGGUCUUGAAUGUUUGCAGUAUAAAAAGGCAUAGCAGAAUUGUUUCAACGACCUUAGCAAGAGAGUAAUCUUGACACAAAGUUAGGGUGUCAGCUGGGGCAUUAUUUUUCUCAAUUUGGAUCAAAGAUACAUCAAAACACUUAUUAUGGUUAUGGUUAUUAGCUAGAGAGAUACAAGAUAGAUAUUGAUUGUAGCGAACAUCAUAUAUAUACCACUUCCCAAGCCAGCGGUGGUAGCUCACUGGGUGCAGAGUAAACGGGAGUGUGUGAAACUAACCUUUCUAUGCUUUGAAUUUUUUAUAAUUGAUGAUCUGGAAAGUGCCAGUUCUGAUAUUACCAUUCUCUUUGAUACAACACAGGGACAAUAAUAUUAGGUUGUAUGCAUUAUCCUUAGUAAGCAACAUAUCCCAAACUAAUCUGUAUUAUAAUUAUUUUGUCUCCUUCUUUCUCUCUUAGGUGAAUAAAAACAUAAUUCAUCACAAGGAUAAGGUAUGGGAAGGCUCAUGUUUUCUGCAUUCUCCCAGUGUUCCUAUUACUGCCCCCCGCCAUCCCACCCUCAAAACACCUUACUGUAAUUUACUGUAUAAUUCAUUACAUUUUUGGCCUCUGCUUAGGGCAGGCUUUACUGUUAAGCAAAUGGGGCAUCCCAAGUGUCAUUUCUGUGGUGGUAGAGGCUAUAAUGAACUGACUGUUUAGUAAUCUUCACCUCCAUCUAUCACUUUGCUUAGCAGGCAAAAACCAACAAACAAAAUACCACCAGGAGGGGUGAGCACAGCCGUCGGCUUUCAACAUUCCUUGCCUUUUUGCAGCCUUGACAUUUAUGGGCUAUUCAGUCUUUAUCUUUUCCAGGUCAGAAGUUACUGGGUCAGAGGAUCUGCCUCAUACAAAUUUAAAUAAGGACUGGCCCUAGUAGGCACUCAACAGGACGCAUGUCUAUGCUGAAGGAGUCUAAAUCAUUUUCACAUCUGGUAUCUUAGAUUAUUUAUUAGUUUCAUGGCCCUAACCUCAAGCUCAGAGUCAGAGGAGGAUGAGCUGGCUGAGGCCAGGACUGCUGCACCACCAGGUUCCCUGGAAGUGAACCUGAGGCUAGUGGAACCUACAGAACCUGAGCCAGAACCCUCACAGAUGCCUUUCGCCAAGUCCCAUUUGCCUGAAGAGUCAAGUACUUCUUGCUCUACAGGCCUACCCAACAGAAUUCACCAGGCCAGCAAGCCACAGAAGAGAAAAGAAGUGCUCCAGGUUAGGGAGUUGGCCCUUUAAGGAUACCUACUCUUUGGGCAUGGAGCUUGAGAAAGGUAAACUGGAUGGAGGGGUUCAUAAGGCCUCAAUUCACCUCUAGUCUUUGUUGUUCACUUAGAGCUUUCUACACUGCUGCAUCUAUUUUGCCUUGUGCAUAUCUGCUAUGGACAGAUCAGAACCACCAUAAACAAAAACACAUUUACCCAAAGACCUUUUGAUUCUGCAUUCUAUUUAUCCUUACUUUUCUCUCUCUCCCCGCUUCCUCCUUUAGCCAACCCCAUACUUGGGUUUCCAGCUUUAUGGUGAGGUCUUUGCCACUCUUGUACGUGGCAGGCUGGUUUAUCUGAAUGGGAAAUUUGCCCCCAAGCCAGAAGGGGACCUGCUUGUAACAGAGAGAAAGAUGCCUACAAGAGUCUCAUCACCCUACUACUAAUGAGGAAGAGAGUAUGACAAAUGUACUAGCUAAACACAAAUCUGGGCAGAAGAGAAGCUGGAAGAAUAGAAGAGGAGAGGAGAGUGGAAUCUACACACAUACAAAAAACGCUGUCAAAAUGCUUUUUUAAAAAAUGUUUUGAAAAAUACAUUGAAUUUUGCAUAGCUCACUGUCACCAUCUAGUGUCACAUUUGUAUAUUGCACUUUACAACACAUUUAAAACGUUUUAUUUGCAGCUGUAUACAGUAUCUGAGUCUGAGGAUGAGUGACAUAAAGAAUAAACUGCAAUCGCAUAGUCUAUUGUCUCAGUGAGAGCAGCUGCUACACUUUCUGAAUUUUUCUACAACUGCUGAAUAAAUAAAAUGAGGUCAACAGCUCCAGCUGAUAUGUCAAGGAUAUGCAAUAAUGGAACUGUAAAAAGUUAUUGGAGCCACUCCCUCAUGCCUUCUUGCUUUCCAGAAGUAUAAAUAAGGCUAAUAAAAAAUCAGGGUGAUGGGGGAACAAGACAAAAAGUCUGGGUGAUCUCGCAGCUCUUAAUGCUUCAUCUCAAAGUUUAUUUUGCAAAUCAUUGAUCUGAUUUUUAAAUCUAAUGUAACACAGUGCUCACAGUGAAUCAAACAGUAAUAUGCCAAAGUGUGAUGAGUUCUGAAUAAGUAUUCUUUCACUAUGGCUAUGACCUUAGAAAUUAGAUAAAGAGGCUUUCGAUAUAACUCUUUAAUCAAAGUAUGAUCUAUUGAUUUCCUGAUCAGAAUAUGAUCAAAAUGGGAUGUCAAGUAAACAUGUUUGAAUUGUGCAUUUUUUUAUUCUUGCAGUUGCUCUAACCUUUAGAACAAGGAUGAGAAACCUGCAGUCCUCCAGAUGUUGGACUAUACCUCUUAUCAUUCCUGACCAUCCUGGCUGAGUUUUAUUGGAGUUGGGAGUUAAACUACCCCUGAAUUAGAGGGUUACAUAUUUUAAGUCCUCUCUCAGACAAACUAUACUAAAUGCAAAACUAGGCACAGUGCUCUGCAACAUCCAUGAGGCUUUAAGACUGCCACUGCCAGCCAAGCAAUCCUGAAUAAUUUAUUUUUCUCCUAUUUGACUUAAUUUGAAAAUCCAUAGAAACAAAGUAAUCACUUUGUCAAAACUAAAAGGCAGCAUUUCCCUUUGACAGUGCUGUGCUAGAACAUACAUCCUGCCAGAGCAUUUGGACCUUAGUGUUUAUUAGCUGGCAAGGGCUCGUGGUACAUAAAAAUGCUAAACAAAACAUUAAAGGGCUUAAUAUCACAGAAAUACAAGUUGUCCCAGUAAAAGGGCAGAUUCUCAGAAUGAAGUACAGUAUAUGGUCUGAUACAAAGUGAACUUCCUUGAAAAUGCAAACGUUACAAAGGAAAAUUGUGGGCAAGGGUAGAAGGGAAAUAAUUCAGUCACUGAAACCAGAGAAACUGUUGCUAUCUUCUGGUGGGAUAAUGGCAUUCAGAUGGUGCAAUUGAAGAUUAGUGGUGUUCUUGUGAAACAAAUCUUCCUCCAAACUUUUUGCAAAAAGGAAAGUGAUGAAGAAAUGUGCUGGAAAAACAAUUGUUUGAUGCAACAUUGUCUAACCUCCCCUCAGACAAAUCAGAAUGAAUGUUGAAUAAAUAGCUGGUGUUGUC